GUGACACGGGCGCGAUCGAGGCGGGUCCCGUGGCGGCGCCCCCUCCCACAGCGGCGUCCACGACUAAGAGGAAGCGGCGCCUUGCGGAUCUAACAGCUGAGGAGAGUUUUUGAGAGCUCCUCGGUCUUGAGAGGGAGGUUUUGUGAAUGCGGCUUCUUUUAAGUGGUCUCUUCCAUUGCAGAUAAACGAGAUUGUGGCACUGAGAGGGAAAAUGCCUCAGACUGUUGUGGGGAAGCGAUUUGGCAUUGAGCAAACGGAGGUUAGUGCCAUCCAGCGCUUGCAAAGAGCCAAGACUGCUCGGCUUCUCGAGGACCAAGAGAAGAAGAAUCCUAUCAAGAGAGUGAAGAAUGUGGAAUUAUCAGUUCCAAUAGCGUAUGGUACCAUAUCUUUCUGGCUGGGGAAGAAAGCAGACGACUUGCAUUCUCAUAAAUGGACCGUGUACAUCCGUAGUGCCACCAAUGAAGACUUAGGACCAAUUAUCAGCAAAGUGGUGUUUCAGCUACACCCGAGCUUUAACAAUCCAACUCGAGUUGUGGAAUCAGCUCCAUUUGAGCUAAGCGAAUCGGGAUGGGGGGAGUUUGAGAUCAGCAUGACUGUGUUUUUCCAAAAAGAUGCGGCUGAGAAGACGCUCGAGCUGUUUCACCACUUGAAGUUGUACCACGAAGAUGACAAUGCUCCACAGAGCACGAAAAAGCCUGUGGUUGUGGAGUCGUAUGACGAGCUGGUGUUCCAAGAGCCGACGGAAGCGUUCUACUCGAGGGUGAAAAACCUCCCGGCAGUUCAUGUGAAUGGCUCGCCAGGCGAGCUCAAUGUCUCGUCGGGUGCUCUAGAAAUCUCAAACGAGAGGAAACGAGGAGACACCAAAGAUCAUCAGCUCGGCCAAUGGUUUGGCAAGUACUCGGAAACGGAUGAGUUAACGUCGAUCAUGGGGGCUCGACAACAGGUACAAAAAGAGAUCGCGAAGUUGAAAAGUAUGCUUGAUUCUGAAGCAAUGAAACUCAAGCCGAGCGCUCCUUAGAUGUUUUCCAAACAGGAUUAUAGUUCGACUUAGCCCGUGGUAAAAGUUCUAGCUACUCUCCUCGGAAAAUGUAUCAGUGCUCUCGAGAGGCUUAAGAACAGGUCCCGGAAUUACAAUAUCUUUCAAAGAUUGUUGUUACUGGACUGGAGUUCGCUGUUUAAUGCAAUAGAAUUGCUAAGAUGUUUGCAUCC
Messenger RNA from Selaginella moellendorffii, 1209 nucleotides. Its product is annotated as transcription initiation factor TFIID subunit 14b. Gene Ontology annotation, biological process: regulation of DNA-templated transcription. The record is from RefSeq and is a predicted model, not a curated record. The transcript has 6 exons. The coding region runs from base 212 to 1018 and encodes 268 amino acids. Lineage: Eukaryota; Viridiplantae; Streptophyta; Lycopodiopsida; Selaginellales; Selaginellaceae.